AGCCCCCUCUCUUUUUUUCCUUUCUUUCUUUCUCUCUCGUUAAUAAACCCUUUUCUUGAUAAUAUAAUAAUGAAUAAAUUAAAAAAUGUGUUUCAAAGGUCCUCACAAAAAGUUAAAGCGGCCGAAGAUAGAAGACCACAACAGUUUGUCAAACGCCAUUCAACUACGAUGGUGACUCCCGUGAUUAGUCCCAGCGAAGCACUACCAGCACCUGCGAUCAAUCUUUCUGAAUUAUCAGAGAUGGAGAAACCAGCAUACCAAGCAUGGUGGAAAGAUCUGGAUCCGUUUGAUUUUAAAAAAAUAAACAAUAAUACCAUUUUAAAGUUUUUGAAUGGCUGUAGUCUACCCGACAAUAAGCUAGAGCAGAUAUUAGCCCUGUUUGAGACUGCGGGUGAUGGAUUAGACGAAUUACAAUUUUUUGCAAUGCUUAGGCUAAUAGCACACGCCCAAAAUGGUCGUAAAAUUAGCCGAGCCCUUGUGUACUUAGGAGCUCCUAUACCCUAUUUUCAUAAGAAUGCGAUUGAUGCCUUGAUCAAGUCAUCUUCAACAGAACAAUUAGAAACCAAAGAGAACAGAAAAUCAUGGUGGGGCAAUGAGAAACCAGCACAAUUAGAAAACCGAAGGUCAUAUAUGGGACCUUAUACACAACAUGCAACUUCACCCAUCAUUGAUUUGUUCUAUCCUAUCCAACCUUCAUAUGACGCAUCAGUGAUGACGACAAUCACACCACUCACACCCAAUGUUGUACAAUUGGAAGAGAAAUAUACACAUUCGAGGUCAAGAUCAGCAGGCACUGUCAAUGAGUUUAUCCACAAUCCAUACCAACAACAAGUGGAAGAACUCACCUCUUCUAGAUCUUCUUUAUCACUACAUGAACUCAAUACGGGACAAUCCUUAUUAUUAACACAAAGAUUCGUAUACCAAUCACCGUCUGUGCGUCAUCAGGAAAUUCCAGAGACAAGUAAUCCAUUCAAUCCACUGAAAGAAGAGAUUAUAACAAGUCCGUUUGACGAUGAGACGAUUGACAUCAAUGAUAAACCAAAUACAUUUAGCAUACCUCCUCCACCUGUACCUAAUCAAUUAACAAAGCCUGCAUUUCCCAAAUACACAAGAACAAAUACCUUUCUUAUCAAAAGAAGUCAAAGUACAGCGGCAGAUAGAAGACAACCUACUACCAAGCAUCAACGGCAUAAAUCCACGAGUGCAACUGACAAUAUAUUUUAUUAAAUCUCAGAUUCCCCCCAAUAAAACAAAAAACGUUUUUCAUAUGUAUCUGUUCUUUACUCUCUCUUUUUCUUUUCUUUAUACACAUGGUCAACGUUAGUCAGGAAUCCGGUGCAUUCUUUCAAACAGAUGCUGAAAUUGCAAAGCAAAAAGAAAAGCAGCUUAAAUACAAUUACACAGCAGGUGAUGCCAUCAAGUUGGGAUCCAAAGCACUCGACAUUAAAUUAAGCCAAGAUGAAAAAUUCAUCUAUGUUGCUGAAUCGGGC
This is a messenger RNA of Mucor mucedo, 1490 nucleotides long. RefSeq lists its product as uncharacterized. The record is from RefSeq and is a predicted model, not a curated record. The transcript is spliced from 3 exons. NCBI's taxonomy places the organism in Eukaryota, Fungi, Mucoromycota, Mucoromycetes, Mucorales, Mucoraceae. The coding region runs from base 70 to 1227 and encodes 385 amino acids.